AACGAAGAUCGAUAUGAAUCGUCUCCCCUACACUAGUGACGAGCCUGAACGAUGAUCCGGUCGUCUGCUGUGACGCAGCCAAAAUGGCGACGAGUGCUGAAGUGCCGGUAGAAAUCAAGCAGAGUCGCGUGUGUCCCACGGAAAAUUCGACAUCAAAAAUGGAAUCCAUGGACAUAGCGACAGAGCCUACUACUAUGAAUAAGAAUGCCAGCAGCGUACCAUCCUGCAGGGAAUCUGUAUCCGUUGACGAUAUGACCUCGAGGGACUACUACUUUGAUUCCUACGCUCACUAUGGAAUACAUGAAGAAAUGCUAAAAGAUGAAGUACGCACUGUGACUUAUCGAAACUCAAUGUAUCAUAAUAAACAUCUCUUCAAAGGGAAAACGGUUCUUGAUAUCGGUUGCGGCACCGGCAUUCUCUCCAUGUUUGCAGCUAAAGCUGGCGCGGCUAAAGUCAUUGGUAUUGAAUGCUCUAAUAUCGUUGAAUACGCAGAGAAAAUAGUAGAAGCAAACAACCUGUCCAACGUUAUAACGAUACUUAAAGGGAAAGUCGAAGAGGUUUCAUUGCCCGAUGGAAUAGAAAAGGUCGAUAUAAUAAUAUCUGAAUGGAUGGGCUACUGUUUAUUUUAUGAAUCGAUGUUAGACACAGUGCUAUUUGCCAGAGACAAAUGGCUUCGCGAAGAUGGUAUGCUUUUUCCUGACAAAGCAACUCUGUUUAUCUGUGGAAUCGAAGAUAGACAAUAUAAGGAUGAGAAAAUCAAUUGGUGGGACGACGUGUAUGGUUUCGACAUGAGUAGCAUAAGAAAAGUGGCCAUUAGCGAACCACUAGUAGAUGUCGUCGAUCCGAAGCAGGUCGUUACAAAUGCAUGCCUAAUCAAAGAGGUUGACCUCUACACAGUAACAAAAGCUGAUCUCGAGUUUUCGUCGCCGUUUACCCUUCAAGUACGCAGAAAUGACUAUGUCCAAGCUCUAGUUACAUUCUUCAACAUCGAAUUCACUAAGUGCCACAAACGAAUUGGCUUCAGUACCGCACCGGAAGUGCCAUACACACAUUGGAAACAAACCGUCUUUUAUUUUGACGAAUACAUGACAGUGAAGAAGGGAGAGGAGAUAUACGGCGUAUUCUCGAUGAGGCCCAACGCCAGGAAUUACAGAGAUCUGGAUUUCAGCAUCGAGCUAGACUUCAAAGGGGAGCUGUGCCAAGUACACGAAACUAACAACUAUCGUAUGCGCUGAUACACAGUGGAGUGUGCAUCACUUUCCACUCUUUUCGUAACUCAUAAAAAAAAGUCAUUUAUAAUCAAGCCUGAAGUCGAUUUCCUACAUUAUGAACCUAUAAAACAUCGCGUUUAGACAGCAUGUAUUAUCAACGGUAUGUAAGCUGUCAAUCUUGACAGAUCUUUAAUUUUAAAAAGCAUGGAAUGCUUUCUAAUUAGACGUUUAAUAUAAUGACUUUUAUAGACGUUCUCUUCUGUAAACGUGCAAAUGUCUGGAUAAUUAUAUUUAUAAUAUUAAAUUCAAAUAAGUGACAAAACAUUGUAAUAAAAAAUAAAACGCGAAUUUUCGCGCACAACUAAAAGCAAAUUUAUCCAAUAACUUGUAAAAAAGGUCUCUUAACAUGAACGUUUUGAUGAUAUCUUAUUGUAAUAUUAAAAGAAACCACUUGUAAUUAAUAUCUCUGAUGUACAAUAAAAUAUAUAAUUGUGCGCCAAAAUUCUACAUCCUUGUUUUUCUUUUAUAUUAUCGAACUUUUAGUGUAAUCUUAUUAUAAAGAAUUAUGGAAUGAUUAAAAAGAUCAGUUUAAAUUUGAAA
Solenopsis invicta (red fire ant) is the source of this 1811-nucleotide messenger RNA. RefSeq names its product protein arginine N-methyltransferase 1 (gene Art1). The transcript has 2 exons. The record is from RefSeq and is a predicted model, not a curated record. Gene Ontology annotation, biological process: peptidyl-arginine methylation. Gene Ontology annotation, cellular component: nucleus. Bases 84 to 1235 code for a protein of 383 amino acids. Gene Ontology annotation, molecular function: protein-arginine N-methyltransferase activity. NCBI's taxonomy places the organism in Eukaryota, Metazoa, Arthropoda, Insecta, Hymenoptera, Formicidae.